Tachysurus vachellii is the source of this 4703-nucleotide messenger RNA. RefSeq names its product establishment of sister chromatid cohesion N-acetyltransferase 1 (gene esco1). Lineage: Eukaryota; Metazoa; Chordata; Actinopteri; Siluriformes; Bagridae. Gene Ontology annotation, cellular component: nucleus; chromatin. The record is from RefSeq and is a predicted model, not a curated record. Gene Ontology annotation, molecular function: protein-lysine-acetyltransferase activity. Gene Ontology annotation, biological process: mitotic sister chromatid cohesion. The transcript is spliced from 10 exons. The coding region runs from base 91 to 3018 and encodes 975 amino acids.
CACACACACACGAAGACAACAUCAGCUCCGGAAGAGAAUGUAAACUUCACACACACACAACAGCUGUUUUUAUAAAGAGAACCAGAUAAAAUGCCAUGUCAAAAAAGAAAAAUGCAAUCCUCAGAACCUCAAGCGAAGACACCGGCCGAUCCGAGCUCGUCGGCGUCCGACAAACCCGGCCGAACAUCUCUGCGGCCCCAGAGGUCCCAAAGGUCAGGACCGCCACAGAAGAUGGUCUCCGUUACAUCUAAAAGGAGAUCUUCGACACAGCUAAGAGACGAUGUGGAAAACCCACCUCGUCGCUCCUCUAGACUGAAAACACCCUCAAAAAAUGUGACAGGAGUAAAAAGGAAAAAAAACUCAAUUAAACCUGCAGUGGUCAAGGAACUAGGAUUCAAUACGAACACUAAAGCACCAAACAGAGAUGGAGAUAAAUUGUGUCUGACUUCAGAUGUCCUUAAAAAAGGAUGGAGGAAAUACUCUUCAAGGUUGAAGAAGGAUAAAUGUGCAGAAGCAGCUUGUGCGGUGGCGACGGUGCUGUACCCGGUGUUAACAGAGCACAGCUACGGUCAGCCUCCUGAUUCUCACAGUGAAGAGACCACGCUGCCAGACAAAAACAAGGCUGGAGGAAUCACCAUGUUCGGGCUGGAGCUGAACGACGAACACGAUGCAGCAACGUAUCAUGCCAUGACCCAAGUGAGUCAGUACUCUGAGGCUCAACCAGCGCUCAAAGAACAGAAAGAAGUGCCAGUUGACCCCCGUGGGGAAAUGAGUGUAAAUGUUGACGCUGGAGUAGGUGUGAUGAGCGAGACUCUGCCUCCUCUACAAGCUUUUUCUACAAUCAUUCAAGAAUCUAGCUUGAACAAAUGUAGUGAGAACCUCUCAGAUAUUGAUGCCUUUGCCAUGGUGAAUACAUGUUUCCUACAGGAUACACUACACAACCUGGGGGUCUCUGAUGCUCCUGGCAUGACACCGAGCUCUCUGACCUCCGAAACACUGGAUGAUAUCGAGAUCGAACACUGUGUAGUUGAGAUCGAAACGUUGGAAGAAGUGGCUUGCGACCUCAGUGCCUUAGACAGUAACGAGCAGCCGCCCCAGGACUUGCAGGAAUUGAUGGGACUGAAAGAAACCAGCAAAGCUGUGGUAUGCAAGGAGAGUACAUCAACUCCUUCUCUGCCCCAAGACAGCGCAAAAGACUCCACGCAAGGUUCUCUCGCACAGGCCAGUGCAGAAACUCCUAAGAAGCAAGCAAUGAACCCUCAGGCCAGAACCAAGGCUCGUCUGGCAGCAAUGGCUAAGGAGAGAGCAGCUGCUGCCAGGAGGCCACCUCCCAAGCAGCUCAAUCUCCUGGCUCUGUGUGAGGAAAUCGCAGACGACAUAGCAUCUGACACAACGGCAGCGAAAGAAGAGAAUGUGGAGACAGGAGACGGCGAGGAAUCCGGUGAGACGAUUCAGUGUACGAGUGAGGAAGAGAACGCCACGAUUCCUGUCGUUUCCAGUGACCUCUCCUUCCCAGAAACCCUCACCGAGGAGACGUCAGAACACGAGGCACAUGAGAGCACUCCUAAGAAACGCUUCUUCCUCAGCCAAGUGUCCAUCCCACUGAAAACCCAAGAGAAAAAGAAGCUGUCCCGAUUCCAGAAACUGAGACAGGUUGAGCUGCAGAGGGACAAACUGACAUGGACGCGUGUUAAAAAGCUGAAAUCAGAUCAGGCUAAUCAGGACGAAUCAAAGGACUCCGAACAGAUUUUACCUGUUUCGGUAUCAACCAGCCAAGUCAGUCCUCCUCCUCCUCUUCCUCCUCCUCUUCUUCCUCCUCCUACUCCUCCACCUCCUCCUCAUUCUCCUAUACCACUUGCUCCAGUGAGUGUAUUGAAAGUGAGAUCCAGCGAAUGCAGGAGAACGCUCCCUGCUAUGGCACCACCCAUGCCCAAUGGUGUUACCAGUUUAAAACCGAGGCCUGUUGUGGAGUAUAAACCAUAUAAUCCCAGACCCAAAUACUCACCAGAUGACUUUGAGCUGGAUGAGCCAAGUGAAGAGACGAGCAAGCCAGCUGUUCCCAAACAGGAGGGUCGAACGGAGCAACCCUCAGCUUUGGCUGUGGAGUCGUCUAGGACACUGGAAAAGCAAAUGAACAUCAAGACUCCUCCAGUAUCUACAGGUAUCAAGUCCUCUAACCAACAGGACGGUUGUCAAACGACUUCAACAGAAAAUUCAGAACCCACAAACAGGGGCAGCUGUGGGUCAGACGCAGAGCUGAGCAAUGAGGCGACCAAUAAUUUAAGGGCUACAAGACUCGAAGGAGAGCAAAAAACCACCGACAAAACCCAGACUGCAUUUGGAGCCACGACCUGUAACGUGUGUGGGAUGCUGUAUUCUCCUUCCACCACCGAGGACGAGACCCAGCACCUGCUCUUCCACAACCAGUUCAUCAGCGCUGUCAGAUACGUGGGUUGGAAGAAAGAGAGGAUUUUAGGGGAAUAUCCAGAUGGCAAGAUUAUACUUGUUCUCCCAGAUGAUCCUAAAUAUGCACUGAAGAAGGUGGAGGAGAUCAGAGAAAUGGUGGACAACGAUCUGGGAUUCCAGCAAGUGGAGACUGAGGUUCCUUCACAGACCAAAACCUUCCUCUUCAUUUCAAAUGACAAGAAGGUGACGGGGUGUCUGAUCGCUGAACACAUUCAGGAGGGUUACAGGGUGAUAGAAGAGCCAGUGCCAGACGGGUCGGAGAGGGAGAAGGUGAUGUUUGAGCGCCAGAGAGCCUGGUGUUGUUCUACUGUCCCAGAGCCAGCAGUGUGUGGGAUCAGUCGCAUUUGGGUUUUCAGCAUGAUGAGAAGGAGAGGCAUUGCCUCACGAAUGAUUGAGUGUCUCAGGAACAAUUUCAUCUACGGGUCGCACUUAAGCAAAGAUGAGAUCGCUUUCUCAGACCCGACACCCGACGGCAAGCUUUUCGCCACACAUUACUGUGGAACCUCACAGUUUCUGGUGUACAACUUCAUCAGUGGGACACGUUUAAAGUGACGACACUCAGAAAGGGACUUUCACAAAGUCUGUGUCUUUCCCAUAAUACCACAGUAUAAGAAGAGCGGUUUAAAGCGUUCCAUCCAAACACAAGACGGACCCAAAACAAAUAUGGAGCUACACCUGGGAAGAUUUCAGCAAAGAGACACAGGCUUAUUGUUCUUUUAAAAAAAAUGUCGAUCAUGUUGGACUGAAUUUUUUUUUUUUUAAUGCAUAUCCUAAUAUGAUUUCAUUUCAGAUCCCAUAUGGACAGGGAAAUCUAAUCCCAGACAUCCAAUCCAUGUUAUAAUAAGUAAAGUUUUCUACCCAGUGGAGAUUUAUGACCUGCCUUAUGCAAUUAUGAUGUCUGCUCCAUCAAGGCCACCUCAUAUGGAAAUGUGCAUUGGGUCCACAGUAGCAUAUAGCUAUUGUUAAGUUUGGUGAAAAGAGUGUGCAAUUCUCUCAGGUUUAGUUCAAAGCCUAUUUUAAAGACUUCCCAUAUCUUGUAGAAGCCAUUUUGUCUAGAGCACAGUUGUAAAAGCAGUGUUUGAUAAUCCUCUUUGAACCUAGGGCAAAAUAUUUCAGAUAUACUACUGCAAACGACGUCUCUCUCCUGAGGCUACCUUACAAUAACAGAACACUUCUUUUUCAUCUCAGGUAGUAUCAUCAAGCUAGACUUUUGGGACUAGAUCCAACCAAGCAUUGCUCUCCUGACCAUCACACCCAUGUGUGCUCAUUCCAAACCCAUUAAUUAUUCGUAUCAACACAUUGGUGGCUCCCCAUUGCUGCUGGCUUUGCACUAGAUUUUGGAACAUUGCUGUAGGGAUUUGUGCCUGAUGUCAAGUGAGAAGGCUUCCUGUGCCGCUGACUUCCCGACUCGUUCCAGUCUUCUUAAGUGGAACUGAGGUUAGAACUUAACUUAGGAAGCUUGAUCAGUUUUUGGCAGUCCAUGCCUUCAUGGUUAUCAUUUUUUGUGGCACUAACAUGCAGGAAGACGUCCAGGCUCUCGAUUGAGUCUAGUGGAAAGUCUUUCUGUAAGAGGAAAUGCCAGACAGCGGUGGACCAAAGCGGUUAAAGUUCUGGGUUGUUGAUCGGUUUCAAGCCCCAUCACUGUCAGGCUGCCACUGUUGGGCCUCUGAGUGAGGCCCUUAACCUUGUUUGGUCCAGUGGUGCUGUAUCACAUCUGACCCUGUUAUCUGACCCAAAGUUGUGAUAUGUGAAGAAAGAAUUUCACUGUGCUGUAAUGUAGAUGUGACAAAAUAAAGGCUUCUUCUUCUUCUUCUUCUUCUAAGAGUGGAGGCUGUAAUAAUAGCAAUGGGAGACUCUGUGUUAAUUCUAAAAUGUAAUGGGUUUGUAAUGAGUGCACACACACACACACACACACACACACACACAGGUGUGAUCAUCAGAGGAUACACUGUAAGUCUAAAUGCUUGUUUGAAUCUAAUCCCUUUAGUUCCAAUGAAGGGAAACUGUUAAUGCUACAGAAUACAAAGACUUCAAAAAUAAGUGUGUACGUUCACCUUUGCUGCAGCUUAUGGGUGUGAUGGUCAGGUGACAACGACCUUUUGGCCAAACUGUGCAAGUAAUAAGAACGGUUGCACUUGCAGUUGUCAGUGUUCAUGUUAUAUAAAGGAAAAGUGGAAAAUGACAAAUGUCUGAAAAUAAUAAAUGACUUGUUUUUGGCACCAGCAACAUAUUUACAC